AUGGAAGUUGGAGGUUGGAGAAGGGGUAGCAGAUUUUCUUCGUAUGAGAGAUUGGCUGCCAUAGGGUUGGUGCUUCUGGCUGUGGCUUCUCCUCUCUACAUAGACCGCAAGACGGAGUGUGAGUUGGAAGAGGAAGACCAACCUAUCAACUUUGAUGCCUUCUUGCCGUUUCUCUUACUUCUUCUCAUUUUCGGCAUAGCUUUAUCGGCUUUUCUCGACCGAACCCUUGCCGCCUUUGAUCGUUACUGGAUUUACAGAGUUAUUGGUUCUUCUGGCGGUAUUCUUGCCAUUCUUUCUCUUCUUUUGCUUAUUUUGAAUCUCAAAUCCUCCCUCUGA
Molecule: messenger RNA, 336 nt
Organism: Vigna angularis (adzuki bean)
Lineage: Eukaryota; Viridiplantae; Streptophyta; Magnoliopsida; Fabales; Fabaceae
Exons: 1
Coding region: 1-336 (111 amino acids)
Source: RefSeq, a predicted model, not a curated record